CCCACGGUGCGGAAGGUGGGCGUCUGGCUCCUAAAUCCUUCCCUUCUGGCGUGGUGUGGCUCUUUCGGCCUCAGUUUUUUCCUCCUGAGAAGUGGGGACGCCCUGAGUCCUCGCGCUAAAGCAGGCGCUCGGGGGAUUCUCCAGACCCGGGGAGUUGGGCGGGGCCGGACCCCGGAGGAGCCGCUCGACUCGAGGGGUUCCCCCCCCCCAGCCCCUUACGAUGACCGCCCAUAUCCUCUUGCUGUGGCUCUUUGCUUCCUCCAUCCUGGGGGACCCAGACUCCGCGGGCAGGCUGACCCGGCACCAGGUUUCCCUAAAGAGCGGGCGCCUGUGUUCCCUGGGCACUUGCCAGACGCACCGCCUGCCAGAGAUCAUAUACUGGCUCCGUUCUGCCUCCACCAAGGAGCUCUCAGGGAAGGCUGGCCGCAAGCCUCAGGACCCCUACAGCUACGGGCGGCGGCGGCGGCGGCGGCGGCGGCGGGAGGCCAGACUCCUGCGGCGUCUCCAGGACCCCAGCCUGCGCAGAGCGCAACUUGCUGGGUGACAUUGGGCACAUCUCUACGCCUUCCCUGGCCUCAGUUUACCCAUCUGUGUAUUGAGGCUGUGACCUCAAGUUUCUUUUGCCCUAACUCCAUCCACCUCCCCAGACUGCAAUUGGGCUGGACCCACGUGCACACCGGACCCAGGCUGGACAAAAAAUGUUAACG
Molecule: messenger RNA, 707 nt
Organism: Sus scrofa (pig)
Lineage: Eukaryota; Metazoa; Chordata; Mammalia; Artiodactyla; Suidae
Gene: ADM5
Product: adrenomedullin 5 (putative)
Biological process (GO): regulation of systemic arterial blood pressure; positive regulation of heart rate; adenylate cyclase-activating G protein-coupled receptor signaling pathway
Source: RefSeq, marked provisional